AUAGUGCCCUGUGUCAGGGCAAUCGGCACCCAAAAGUAUGAAAUAUGACAAUUACCUUUGGGUGGCGCUUAUAGCGCUUACCUUCCUAAGCACCACAUCCGAAGCUAGAACUAGAAGAAAAAAGUUGAAAAACAAACCCCAAUCCGAUGAACCUGUAGAAGGCGUCCAAAAUCAGCAAGCACAAGAAUCGGAAGAUUACGGCACUGACUAUGAGUACGAGUACAACGAAUAUGACGAGAAAAAACCUGCUUCUAGAACAACACCUCAACCUCCAGAUGAGAGGCCUGUAGAAACGACUGACACCAUUUACAGACAACCUUCUGACGAGUUGCCAACUCCAGAACCAACAGGUAACAUUGGAGUUUACGUUAUCGAAUCCACUGAACCUCCGACGAGUUGCAAGCAAGAUGGCAGGACUUACGAGGAUAAAGACAAAUGGCAGGUUGGAGUUUGCACCAAUUGCACAUGCCUUCGAGGUAAGGUCAAAUGCGAAACUGACCCCAAUUGCCUCAGAGGUCCACCUGCUACAAUCGACUACAACGGAGCACCUGUACAAGGAGAACCAGGUCGAAGUGGUUACCCAGGUGAACGGGGACGUCCCGGUGAUUCCGGACAUCCGGGAUCACCCGGUAAUCCGGGAAUACCCGGAUCACCGGGUCCACCAGGCCCAGCCCCGGAUCUAUCCGCGUACUACCAACAACUUGCAUUAUCGCAAGCCAGCGGCGACAAAGGACCAACAUACCCGGAACCUUUCCAGUACUUGCAAGCUGCGACGGGACCCGUAGGUGCUAGAGGACCUCCCGGACCACCGGGUUCUUCGGGUCCGCAAGGUUUUCAAGGGGCGAGAGGCGAAACCGGCGAAACCGGACAAUCCGGCCCGCCCGGACCCAUCGGACCCAGAGGGUCACCCGGACCGGUUGGUAAAGAUGGCGCUCAUGGUGAGGAUGGUGAGGCCGGUCAGCCUGGAGCUGCCGGUCCACCGGGUUCCCGGGGUUUGCCUGGGAUGCCUGGACUGCCCGGUGUGAAAGGGCAUAGAGGUUUUCAAGGUAUGGAUGGCGCCAAGGGGGAGCAAGGUGUUUUCGGUGAAAAGGGUUCGCAGGGUAGCAUGGGACCCAUUGGGCCCGUGGGAGCUAUCGGACCUGCAGGUCCCAGAGGCGAGAGGGGGCGUGAAGGACCCCCCGGUCCCCCUGGGUUUAGAGGAUUAGACGGUGUUGCUGGACCACCUGGGCUACCAGGAACCAUCGGUAAGCCAGGUCCACCGGGAUUCCCGGGAAGCCCUGGAGCUAAAGGUGACUUGGGUUCUCAAGGACCAAAAGGUAGUCAAGGAUUGCAAGGACCUAGAGGUGAAUCUGGAAGGCCCGGACAACCCGGAGAAUCUGGACCACAAGGUCCAGCUGGUAGAGACGGUUACCCUGGAGAGAAAGGAAAUCCUGGGGCGGCUGGUAUGGCAGGACCCCCAGGGUUCCCUGGAGCUAGGGGCCCACCCGGAUUGGCUGGAAAUCCUGGACAACCUGGUGCCAAAGGAAACAUUGGUACUCCGGGUGAAAGAGGUUACAAAGGCGAAAACGGCAUAAAAGGCGAAGCUGGCUCCCCAGGUCCUAGAGGCCUCCCUGGCAUAGCAGGCCCGGAAGGCAAACGCGGCAAACGUGGAAUGCGCGGACCUUCGGGCCCAUCAGGCCCACCCGGAGAACGCGGAUUACCCGGAGCAAAUGGCCUCCCCGGUCCCGACGGAGCACCAGGCCCGAAAGGCCAAGCUGGAGAUAGAGGCGGUUCGGGACCAAUCGGACCGAAGGGAUCGACCGGAGAGCCGGGAAGACCCGGGUCCAACGGACCGCAGGGGUUGAGGGGUAUGACGGGCAGGCCUGGAAUGCCGGGCAAACCUGGAGGACCCGGAGAAAGGGGAUUACCUGGAGCUGACGGUAGAGCCGGCGAACCUGGACCGCAAGGCUUGCAGGGGUUGCCUGGACCGAUGGGGAUACAAGGGGAUAAGGGUUUGACUGGGGAAGCUGGCAAGGAUGGCGAAGUCGGUCUACCGGGUCCCCAAGGACCCAGAGGAGAUGCUGGUAAAGAUGGUUUGCCUGGACCGGGUGGUCCACCUGGACCUGCCGGUAAUGAUGGCGAAAGAGGACCACCAGGAGUUGCGGGCCCAAGAGGUUUCCAGGGAUUACCUGGUGCUCAAGGUACUCCUGGAGCUGCUGGUAAAGAUGGAGAACCUGGAGUUCAAGGACCUCCCGGUAUAGCUGGAAAUCCUGGAGCUAGAGGUGAAAGGGGUUUCCCUGGAGAAAGAGGAGUACAAGGAUUUACAGGGUUACAAGGUGCUAAAGGAUCUACAGGAGAACAGGGAGCAGAUGGAUUACCAGGGACACCUGGUGUUCGUGGUAUGAAAGGUCACAGCGGCCCACCAGGUCUCGUAGGCCUCCCAGGUCUAAGAGGAUCCCAAGGAAUGCAAGGAGAAAAAGGAGAACGUGGUUCCUUUGGACCCAUGGGACCCGAAGGACCUCCCGGAAGACAAGGAGAUCGUGGCUUACCGGGUCCACUAGGACCGCCGGGGCCACCUGGAGAACCAGCCGAAAGAGGAGAACAAGGACCUCCAGGUCCAAGCGGUGAACCGGGCGCUCCAGGAAGCCCAGGAGAGCGCGGUCAAAUCGGACAACAAGGAAUACAGGGAUUCCCUGGAUCACAAGGUUUGGUCGGUCUUCCUGGAAUCAAGGGCGAACGAGGUUUACAUGGUUUUAAGGGAAUGCAAGGAAACCAUGGAGCAGUCGGCAAACCUGGUUCACCAGGUCCUCAAGGACCCAUAGGUUUAACAGGAGCAAAGGGAGCCAGAGGUGAAUCUGGACCCAGAGGAGAUGCUGGACUUAUGGGACUUGCAGGAAGACCUGGAGAACCUGGAGCAGCCGGUCAACCAGGAAACACUGGGGCAGCAGGUCCUCAAGGUCUCCCAGGAAUCAAGGGAUCCACAGGAGAUGCUGGCCGUGCUGGUAUGCCAGGACCACAAGGACAUCCUGGCCUGCAGGGUAUCGAAGGAGCUAAAGGAGAAACGGGAUCAGAAGGACCAGCUGGUCCAGUUGGACCUGCAGGACCAAUAGGACCAGCCGGCGACAGAGGAUUGCCAGGCUUACCAGGACCACCUGGUUCGAUGGGAAUGAGAGGUCUGAGAGGAGCUCAAGGUGAAAUUGGUGAACAGGGUAAACCGGGACCUGAAGGUAAACCUGGAACACCUGGCAUGCACGGCCCACCAGGUCUCACAGGACCAAGUGGAGAUCAAGGACCCGAAGGACCCGCUGGUAAAGCUGGACCGCCUGGAAUUGCUGGAAGGACUGGAGAUAAAGGACCGCAAGGUUCGCCUGGGCAACCUGGACAUGACGGAGCACCUGGAUUACCAGGCCCACCUGGAUCACCUGGACAACAAGGAUUAUCCGGAGAACGUGGACCAGCCGGAGAAACAGGACCUCAAGGGGUGGAAGGUCCACCUGGAGAACAUGGCAAACCCGGAGUCCCGGGUCUGGAAGGCGCUAAAGGAGAACGUGGAAACGAAGGACCUUCGGGACCCAAAGGGCAUCGCGGUUUACCUGGCAUGCCAGGCUUAUCCGGUCCGCAAGGUUUGCAGGGCGACAAGGGGUCGCAGGGUUACGCAGGCUUGCCGGGUAAAGACGGCGAAACAGGUCAAAGAGGAUCUCCCGGCCGUGACGGAAGUCCCGGGCCGCAAGGGGUGUCUGGACCACCUGGACCCCGCGGUGAGACCGGAAGUGACGGUAAAUAUGGAGCACCCGGACCUGCCGGGCCUCCUGGACCCCCCGGUCCGCCUGGAGAAGGUAUGGGAUAUGACGCUGCUUCCUUGGCUGCUCUAUUGGCUCAUGGUCAGAUUAACAACCAAAAAGGACCCGAUGCACUUGGCGAUCAACCUCCGAGGAUUUUUGGCAAGGAUAUGACGGAGGAAGAAACCAGAGAAAUCGUUCUCAGAGCCUACGAACAACUGAAGGCCAGCUUCGAGAAGUUUAAGAAGCCCAACGGUGAGAAAAAAUCGCCUGGCAAGACAUGCAGGGACAUCUUGGUGGCCUAUCCAGAAUCACAAAGUGGUCAAUAUUGGAUCGAUCCUAAUGAAGGUGACACUAAGGAUGCCAUUUUGGUACAUUGUGACAUGGAGAAAAAGGCUACAUGUGUAGUACCAAAACCAACAUCAUCACAAGAAAUCACAUAUACCGGUAAAGAACAAGAAAUCUGGCUUGGUGAAAUCGAAAAUGGACUUGCACUGUCCUACAAAGCCGACAGUACACAAUUGGGCUUCCUGCACUUGCUCUCAUCCAAGGCCCAACAAAACAUCACAUACCAUUGCAAAAACACCGUGGCUUACUAUGAUGCCCACAAACGUACCUAUAGAAAGGGACUCAAACUCAUGAGUUGGAACGAUAUUGAAAUAACACCGAAGGGCAACAAAUUGCGCUAUGAAGUUCUAGAAGAUGAAUGCAAGCAUCGCCGAGAUUCCUGGGCCAAAUCUGUAAUUACCUACAAAACGGACAAACCACAGAGACUUCCAAUAACUGAUAUUGGUGUAAGAGAUAUUGGGGCCUCCAACCAGGCCUUCUGGGUCGAAAUUGGGCCAGUGUGUUUCACAUAAAAAACUAGGAAAAAGUUAACUAAAUAUCACUGCCAUUGUACAAGAUCAAAAUUGUUCAAGAAAACUUAAUAUUUAAGUCUGUAAUAUAAAAUUUUGUACAUUCUAUGAUUAGAAUUAUUUUUAUGGUGCUAUAAUGAUAAGUGUUAAAUAUAAGAAUAAUUUUAGUAACAAA
Molecule: messenger RNA, 4790 nt
Organism: Brassicogethes aeneus
Lineage: Eukaryota; Metazoa; Arthropoda; Insecta; Coleoptera; Nitidulidae
Source: the annotation of a GenBank genome assembly